AUGGGAAGCAUGCUGCCUACCAGACUCCACCACAACAGAAAGAAGCGUGGACACGUUUCUGCCGGUCACGGUCGUGUUGGCAAGCACCGUAAGCAUCCCGGUGGUCGUGGUCUUGCUGGUGGUCAGCAUCACCACCGCAUCAACAUGGACAAGUACCAUCCUGGUUACUUCGGUAAGGUCGGUAUGCGUCACUUCCACUUGAAGCCUAACGCCUACUGGAAGCCCAUCGUCAACCUUGACAAGAUCUGGUCUUUGGCCGGUGAAGGUGUCCGUGAAAAGUACAAGAACACGGAAAAGGUCCCCGUUGUUGAUGCUUUGGAGAAUGGCUAUGCUAAAGUGUUGGCUAAGGGUAACGUCUCCCAGCCCGUCAUUGUCCGCACCCGUUUCGUCUCCCGCCGUGCUGAGGAGAAGAUCAAGGAAGCUGGUGGUGCUGUCGAAUUGAUUGCUUAAGCUGCUUGCUUUCGUAUUGGUUUUUCCCUUUGUACAAAAAUAAAUAAUAAUAAAAAACAGAAAAAGGCAUGGUCUUUCUUUUUUCAGGAAUA
This is a messenger RNA of Zychaea mexicana, 542 nucleotides long. RefSeq names its product ribosomal protein L18e/L15P. Gene Ontology annotation, biological process: translation. The transcript is spliced from 5 exons. The record is from RefSeq and is a predicted model, not a curated record. Gene Ontology annotation, cellular component: ribosome; cytosolic large ribosomal subunit. The coding region runs from base 1 to 450 and encodes 149 amino acids. NCBI's taxonomy places the organism in Eukaryota, Fungi, Mucoromycota, Mucoromycetes, Mucorales, Lichtheimiaceae. Gene Ontology annotation, molecular function: structural constituent of ribosome.